CAAUGCUCCGAUGGCAACAGAUAAGUAAAAAGUGAGCUCCUCGGACGCACGACAACACAUCAAGUGAAGUGGAAAGCGGCUCCUGUUCUGCUCCUUGCACCAGCUCGGACGUUAAACAUUUUAAGCGCUCCGGUUUCUAACUGCAGCAGGAUUGAUCCAAAUACAGGCGCGCCUUUGAGUUUGGGUCGUUUUUUUUCUGGAGAGAUAGUGUUUUUCAUUUGAAAAAUUUUCAACUGAAUCUUGUCAAACUCAUGACGGCAGAGGUCCAGCAGCCCCCAGCGCAGACUCCUGCUCAGAGCAGCCCGAUGUCUGCUCCGGAGAAGCCGCACGGACAGACGGUGGUGAUGGAAACCGCUUCAUCCACAACGAAAACCAAAAAAACAAACGCGGGGAUCCGACGACCAGAGAAACCUCCUUAUUCAUACAUAGCCUUGAUAGUGAUGGCCAUCCAGAGCUCCCCAACCAAGCGCUUGACGCUCAGUGAAAUCUACCAGUUCCUGCAAAGCCGCUUCCCGUUUUUCAGAGGCUCUUAUCAGGGAUGGAAGAACUCCGUGCGUCACAACUUAUCCCUGAACGAGUGCUUCAUCAAGCUGCCCAAAGGCCUCGGUCGACCAGGGAAGGGCCACUACUGGACUAUCGACCCAGCUAGUGAGUUCAUGUUCGAGGAGGGCUCUUUCAGAAGGAGGCCCCGGGGUUUUAGACGCAAGUGCCAGGCGCUGAAGCCCAUGUACAGCAUGAUGAACGGCCUGGGAUUCAACCACAUCCCUGAGUCUUACAACUUCCAAGGGAGCGGAGGGGGCCUCUCAUGUCCGCCCAACAGCUUGUCUCUGGACGGCGGGAUCGGGAUGAUGAACGGACACUUAGGAAACAUGGACGGGAUGGGUCUGUCCGGUCAUUCCAUGUCACACCUGUCGACUAACGGUGGACAUUCCUACAUGGGAAGCUGUACGGGAUCCACCGGGAGCGAUUAUCCCCACCACGACAAUUCUGCCUCCCCUCUGCUCACCAGCGGGGGAGUAAUGGAGCCUCACCCCGUCUACUCGAGCUCAGCCUCGGCGUGGGCUCCAGCGCCAUCGGCCUCUCUGAAUAACGGAGCUUCUUACAUUAAGCAGCAGCCACUGUCUCCCUGUAAUCCAGGAGCGAACAGCCUGCAGCCGAGCCUGCCCACGCACUCAUUAGACCAACCAUACCUGCACCAGAACGGCCACGCCACCACAGACCUGCAAGGGAUCCCUCGGUACCAUUCCCAGUCCCCCAGCAUGUGCGACCGGAAGGAGUUCGUCUUCUCGUUUAACGCCAUGACGUCCUCGGCCAUGCACGCAACGGGAAACGGCUCCUACUACCACCACCAACAGGUCUCCUACCAGGACAUCAAGCCCUGCGUCAUGUGAUCCGCGCCUGACGCGGACGGGCUGCACUAAACAGAACCGGAGAGUAAAAUGACCACUGACUGAGAGACACCUGGACAGCCGGGUGGAGAGAAACGCUCCACAGCUGUUUGACUCAGAGACAGACACGGAGGCAGCGACGCACCAAACACGAUAAUAAUAUAUAAUAAUUCAAAACCCUUUAGUGCUUUCAGCGGGGUGAAAAGUGUCCGGACCAGAACCCAGCUGCUGUUUGGUACCACAGUCCUGCAGAGCAGAUGACUCAUUUCACAAGUUAAUUCGUUUUUGUAAAAUAUGCACACUCGCAUUUUGUCCGUUCAUGUUUUUUACUUUUAUUUUUGUUAAUAAAUUAGACAACGUUAUUAAUUUUUUUGGAGGGGGAGGGGGAGGGGGGGACUAUAUAAACGUUAAAUUCUGAAAUAAACGUUGACAUUAUUUAGGCCUGUAAACUGUAUAAUGUGUAAAAAUGGCACUUUUUUAAAAGCCUAUAAGCGCAACUUUUUUAUUUAUUCUGUAGGCCUAUAUUUUAAUUUCAGGCAAAUUAUUCAAGGGGUUAUAAGCUUUAUUGGCAAUAUUUGUCAGAAUGCUUAUUAUUUGUAAAAUGAACUCGAGGAUAUAUUAUAAGCACUGUGUCGUUUUGUAUUUUACCUUCAGCACUGUAUUACUAUAGCGAGGGUUUAUGUUUAGGUUUAAUAAAAAAACAAUUUAAAAAUAAAAUAAAUCUGAUUUACAGUGAUGUUUAAGACCACAAAUCUGAGGUAUUUUUCAUUUUAUAUAGCAUUCCUAAUUCCUGGUACUUUUAUAGUGGAAUACAACAAAAGAGCAAACAACACAUAUUUUUAUGAUAAUAAUAAAUUGUGUUCGUCCAAAACUAAUCUGUAAAAUUUCAUCUGUUUGACUAAAGUUGGGAUCAAACCGAUUUAACCGUUCUCAGCCAUGCACAAGAGCCACUAGUAAAAUAGUUCCUAUGACUUGUUUUAAAGCGUUAUCAGAUAUUAAAUUAAUAUAAACAUUUAUUUUUCCCACAGAUUUUUGACUCAGUAAUGUUUAAAGUAUUAAAUUAGACUCUUUUCUCCAAAAAUCUGAUUAAAAACAUUUCUGCUCUCAAGAGACAUAAGAAAUUGUGCUGAUGAUUGAUUCAUUUGUGAUGAAUUGUUAAUGGAUUCACUCAUUUGUGGAAAAGUGUUGAGAUGAAGAUGAGAAAACAAAAACUGAUUCAAGUGAUUUACAGUUUUUACAAACUCUGUAUCUCCUCUAAAACACUUCACCUUGUACAGCAGUCACAACAAUAAGAUGCAAUUAAAGGAAAUAAUUAAAUAACGAA
Nothobranchius furzeri (turquoise killifish) is the source of this 2712-nucleotide messenger RNA. It is a transcript of the gene foxf1, whose product is annotated as forkhead box F1. The record is from RefSeq and is a predicted model, not a curated record. Gene Ontology annotation, molecular function: RNA polymerase II cis-regulatory region sequence-specific DNA binding; DNA-binding transcription factor activity, RNA polymerase II-specific. Gene Ontology annotation, cellular component: nucleus. Gene Ontology annotation, biological process: animal organ morphogenesis; regulation of transcription by RNA polymerase II. NCBI's taxonomy places the organism in Eukaryota, Metazoa, Chordata, Actinopteri, Cyprinodontiformes, Nothobranchiidae.